This is a messenger RNA of Hypomesus transpacificus, 2941 nucleotides long. Its product is annotated as zinc finger protein 2 homolog. The record is from RefSeq and is a predicted model, not a curated record. NCBI's taxonomy places the organism in Eukaryota, Metazoa, Chordata, Actinopteri, Osmeriformes, Osmeridae.
UCUUCAAUAACAAGACAUUUGUUUACACCCGGAAAGAUUUACGUGCGGGACCCGGAAACGCUAUAAUUUUUUCCCUUCACGAUCUUUAUUGAAUUUAAUGAACGCAUCAUACAUAUAUAAUGGAAUUCGUAAUAACAAUAUCAAAUUAAUAUGCAUUGAAAGCGCUAUCCUCGACUUAAGUUUGAGCUAUUAGGGAAGCGUGUCGAAGGGCGGUAACAAAGCUGGAUUUCUGGAGUCUGUUCCGCAUGGUUUGCUUGUUUCAUUUCAUGCUAUGAAGGUAGACGGAAGUGUUCUAAAUGAUAUCUGAGCGAGUGAGAGAGCAAGGCGCCAAAAGUAUCACGUUUUCCACCGCUAAAAUGUCUAAACUAGAUGCGUUUAGAGAAUUGAUCCGUGAGAUCCUCACAGUGGCAGCAUUGGAGAUUUUUGGAGGAUUUGAAAAAACGCAUGCUGAGUACAAAGAAGAAAUCUCUCAUUCUGAGGAGGAUUUGAAGCGGAUACAACGGCUGUUGGACCUUGUUACUGAACCCGACAUCAAGCUACACCGAACAGAAGUGCAGCAGCUCUCUCCCCCAGAGCCCCCACAGAUUAAAGAGGAACAGGAGCUGUGGACGAGUCAGGAGGAAGAGCAGCUCCAAGGACUGCAGUCUGAAACUACAGACUCCAUGUUCACCAGGGACUCCAACUUGCAUAUCAGAGCAUUUUUCAGUAAGAGAUUAACAACAGCAGCUUCAGAGAUUUUCGGGGCAGUUGAAAUAACAUUUGCUGAGUACCAAGAAGAAAUCUCUUGUUCUGAAGAGGAGAGGAAGCGGAUACAACGGCUGUUUGACAUUGUUACUCAACCUGAGAUCAAGCUACACCGAACAGAAGUGCAGCAGCUCUCUCUCGCGGAGCCUCCACAUAUUAAAGAGGAACAGGAGCUGUGGACCAGUCAGGAGGAAGAGCAGCUCCAAGGACUGCAGUCUGAAACUACAGGCUCUAUCUUCACUUCUUCCAGUGUAAAACGUGAUUCUGAUCAAAAAGGCUCCUCUGAAAGUUCACAUCUUGACCAGCCUGUUAAAGGGGACAAAAGAGAGGGAGACUCUCUACCCACCAACACAACUGAGGAGCAAAUCAAAGCAGAGCUUCAUGUACAAGACUCUGCAGCACCAGAAUCAGGCAGUGACUCUCAGCCCCUCUCUGUUGUAGCUCCAGACAGUCCUGCAUCUCAGAGUUUGGAGGAACAUGGAGGAGUGCUGCCCUUGCGAGAGACGAUCAAUUCAACAAUAACACAAAUGCAUUCAGCUGUUCCAGGGGGAAAGAUGCCACAGGCAAGUCCCACAGGAGUGAAAGUACAUCAGUGUAAAAAAUGUAGUAAGAUAUUUAGUAUUGAGUCAAAUCUUCUUAAUCAUAUGAGGACUCACACAGGAGAUAAACCAUAUCAUUGUCAACAUUGUAGCAAAUGUUUUUCUAAAAAGGGUGGUCUGGUUGAACACAUGAGGACACACACAGGAGAGAAACCAUUUCAGUGUCAAGAAUGUAACAAUGCUUUUAGUCAUAAAGCUACUUUGGUUGUUCAUAUGAGGACUCACACAGGAGAAAAGCCUUAUCAGUGUCCACACUGUAACAAACGUUUUGCUAAAAAGGGUGGUCUGGUUGAACACAUGAGGACACACACAGGAGAAAAACCUUAUCAGUGUCCACAAUGUAGCAAACGUUUUGCUCAAAAGGGUGGUCUGGUUGAACACAUGAGGACACACACAGGAGAGAAACCAUUUCAGUGUCAAGAAUGUAAUAAGGCUUUCCGCCGCAAAGAUAGUUUGGUUGCGCACAUGAGAACACAUACAGGAGUGAGACUGUAUCACUGUCAAGAAUGUCCCAAACGCUUCAUUUCCAAGGAUAAUCUGGUUCAACACUUGAGGACACAUACAGGACAGAAACCUUAUCAGUGUCAAGAAUGUACCAAAGUCUUUGCUCUAAAAGGUCAACUGGUUACUCACAUGAGGACUCACACAGGAGAGAAACCAUUUCAGUGUCAAGAAUGUAACAAAACUUUUAGUUGCAAGUUGUAUAUGGUUGUGCAUAUGAGGACACACACAGGAGCUAAACCUUAUCAGUGUCAACAGUGUAGCAAAUGUUUUUCUAAAAAGGGUGGACUGGUUGAACAUAUGAGGACACACACAGGAGAGAAACCAUUUCAGUGUCAAGAAUGCAACAAUGCUUUUAGUCAUAAAGCUACUUUGGUUGUUCAUAUGAGGACUCACACAGGAGAAAAACCUUAUCAGUGUCAACAGUGUGGCAAAUGUUUUGCUAAAAAGGGUGGUCUGGUUGAACACAUGAGGACCCACACAGGAGAAAAACCUUAUCAGUGUCCACAUUGUAGUAAAUGUUUUGCACACAAGGGUGGUCUGGUUGAACACAUAAGGACACACACAGGAGAGAAACCAUUUCAGUGUCAAGAAUGUAACAACGCUUUCCGCCGAAAAAAUAGUUUGGUUGCGCACAUGAGAACACAUACAGGGGUGAGACCGUAUCAAUGUCAGGAAUGUACCAAACGCUUCAUUUCCAAGGUUAACUUGGUACAACACUUGAGACACACAGGAGGGAAACCAUAUCAGUAUUAGGAAUGUCAUAAAAUAUUUUGAUUAAGGUCGCAAUUGGUUAAGCAUAUGAGGAUACACACGAGAGAAAUCUUAACGGUGUCAACAAUUUAUCAAACUCUGUAAUCACAAGUGUAAUCUCAUUUCAAACAAGGAGAUGAGACAACCAGAGCAGAAACUCUGUGUCAGAAGUUAUUCAGAUUAUAAAAGCUUCAAGAUGUUUAGAAUUGGGUACUCCCCACUCUCCAGGAUUCAAGUCAUGUGGAAAAAGCAUGUAUUUGGGAAACAAGCUACAACUUUGGGUUUAGGUGUUUGGGCAAAUUUGGGUUGCAAAUAAACUUGUCAACAUGAUUUCAAGACUCAAG